This is a messenger RNA of Procambarus clarkii (red swamp crayfish), 4263 nucleotides long. The record is from RefSeq and is a predicted model, not a curated record. NCBI's taxonomy places the organism in Eukaryota, Metazoa, Arthropoda, Malacostraca, Decapoda, Cambaridae.
AUGGGAAGGAUCCCCAUGCCCCCCUUUAGGAUAUCGAUGCUCAAAACGAAUGUUCAGAUAACAGACUUGUGUUCUCGGCACAAACGUUUCGGUCACAGUGAUACAGAUAUAACCUUCGUCCCCUGUCAAGUGACCUUGCGGCAGGGACCUCGCGCCGCCACAAGGAGCAGCAGGGACCUCGCGCCGCCACAAGGAGCAGCAGGGACCUCGCGCCGCCACAAGGAGCGGCAGGGACCUCGCGCCGCCACAAGAAGCAGCAGGGACCUCGCGCCGCUACAAGAAGCGGCAGGGACCUCGCGCCGCCACAAGGAGCAGCAGGGACCUCGCGCCGCCACAAGGAGCGGCAGGGACCUCGCGCCCCCACAAGGAGCAGCAGGGACCUCGCGCCGCUACAAGGAGCGGCAGGGACCUCGCGCCGCCACAAGGAGCGGGAGGGACCUCGCGCCGCCACAAGGAGCAGCAGGGACCUCGCGCCGCCACAAGGAGCAGCAGAGACCUCGCGCCGCCACAAGGAGCAGCAGGGACCUCGCGCCGCCACAAGGAGCAGCAGGGACCUCGCGCCGCUACAAGGAGCAGCAGGGACCUAGCGCCGCCACAAGGAGCAGCAGGGACCUCGCGCCGCUACAAGGAGCGGGAGGGACCUCGCCCCCACAAGGAGCGGCAGGGACCUCGCGCCGCCACAAGGAGCGGCAGGGACCUCGCGCCGCCACAAGGAGCGGCAGGGACCUCGCGCCGCCACAAGGAGCGGAAGGGACCUCGCGCCGCCACAAGGAGCAGCAGGGACCUCGCGCCCCCACAAGGAGCAGCAGGGACCUCGCGCCGCCACAAGGAGCGGGAGGGACCUCGCGCCGCCACAAGGAGCGGAAGGGACCUCGCGCCGCCACAAGGAGCGGCAGGGACCUCGCGCCCCCACAAGGAGCAGCAGGGACCUCGCGCCGCCACAAGGAGCGGGAGGGACCUCGCGCCGCCACAAGGAGCGGAAGGGACCUCGCGCCGCCACAAGGAGCGGGAGGGACCUCGCGCCCCCACAAGGAGCGGGAGGGACCUCGCGCCGCCACAAGGAGCGGGAGGGACCUCGCGCCCCCACAAGGAGCGGCAGGGACCUCGCGCCGCCACAAGGAGCGGGAGGGACCUCGCGCCGCCACAAGGAGCGGGAGGGACCUCGCGCCCCCACAAGGAGCGGCAGGGACCUCGCGCCGCCACAAGGAGCGGGAGGGACCUCGCGCCGCCACAAGGAGCGGGAGGGACCUCGCGCCCCCACAAGGAGCAGCAGGGACCUCGCGCCGCCACAAGGAGUGGGAGGGACCCUCGCGCCGCCACAAGGAGCGGGAGGGACCUCGCGCCGCCACAAGGAGCGGGAGGGACCUCGCGCCCCCACAAGGAGCGGGAGGGACCUCGCGCCGCCACAAGGAGCGGGAGGGACCUCGCGCCCCCACAAGGAGCGGGAGGGACCUCGCGCCCCCACAAGGAGCGGGAGGGACCUCGCGCCGCCACAAGGAGCGGGAGGGACCUCGCGCCCCCACAAGGAGCGGCAGGGACCUCGCGCCGCCACAAGGAGCGGGAGGGACCUCGCGCCGCCACAAGGAGCGGGAGGGACCUCGCGCCGCCACAAGGAGCGGCAGGGACCUCGCGCCGCCACAAGGAGCGGGAGGGACCUCGCGCCGUCACAAGGAGCAGCAGGGACCUCGCGCCGCCACAAGGAGCGGGAGGGACCUCGCGCCGCCACAAAGAGCGGGAGGGACCUCGCGCCGCCACAAGGAGCGGGAGGGACCUCGCGCCGCCACAAGGAGCGGCAGGGACCUCGCGCCGCCACAAGGAGCAGCAGGGACCUCGCGCCGCCACAAGGAGCGGGAGGGACCUCGCGCCCCCACAAGGAGCGGGAGGGACCUCGCGCCGCCACAAAGAGCGGGAGGGACCUCGCGCCCCCACAAGGAGCGGGAGGGACCUCGCGCCCCCACAAGGAGCGGGAGGGACCUCGCGCCGCCACAAGGAGCGGCAGGGACCUCGCGCCGCCACAAGGAGCAGCAGGGACCUCGCGCCGCCACAAGGAGCAGCCUAGUUAACCUCAAGGAGCCACCCCCUCCUAAAGCAUACAACACAGAGCCACCCCCUCCUAAAGCAUACAACACAGAGCCACCCCCUCCUAAAGCAUACAACACAGAGCCACCCCCUCCUAAAGCAUACAACACAGAGCCACCCCCUCCUAAAGCAUACAACACAGAGCCACCCCCUCCUAAAGCAUACAACACAGAGCCACCCCCUCCUAAAGCAUACAACACAGAGCCACCCCCUCCUAAAGCAUACAACACAGAGCCACCCCCUCCUAAAGCAUACAACACAGAGCCACCCCCUCCUAAAGCAUACAACACAGAGCCACCCCCUCCUAAAGCAUACAACACAGAGCCACCCCCUCCUAAAGCAUACAACACAGAGCCACCCCCUCCUAAAGCAUACAACACAGAGCCACCCCCUCCUAAAGCAUACAACACAGAGCCACCCCCUCCUAAAGCAUACAACACAGAGCCACCCCCUCCUAAAGCAUACAACACAGAGCCACCCCCUCCUAAAGCAUACAACACAGAGCCACCCCCUCCUAAAGCAUACAACACAGAGCCACCCCCUCCUAAAGCAUACAACACAGAGCCACCCCCUCCUAAAGCAUACAACACAGAGCCACCCCCUCCUAAAGCAUACAACACAGAGCCACCCCCUCCUAAAGCAUACAACACAGAGCCACCCCCUCCUAAAGCAUACAACACAGAGCCACCCCCUCCUAAAGCAUACAACACAGAGCCACCCCCUCCUAAAGCAUACAACACAGAGCCACCCCCUCCUAAAGCAUACAACACAGAGCCACCCCCUCCUAAAGCAUACAACACAGAGCCACCCCCUCCUAAAGCAUACAACACAGAGCCACCCCCUCCUAAAGCAUACAACACAGAGCCACCCCCUCCUAAAGCAUACAACACAGAGCCACCCCCUCCUAAAGCAUACAACACAGAGCCACCCCCUCCUAAAGCAUACAACACAGAGCCACCCCCUCCUAAAGCAUACAACACAGAGCCACCCCCUCCUAAAGCAUACAACACAGAGCCACCCCCUCCUAAAGCAUACAACACAGAGCCACCCCCUCCUAAAGCAUACAACACAGAGCCACCCCCUCCUAAAGCAUACAACACAGAGCCACCCCCUCCUAAAGCAUACAACACAGAGCCACCCCCUCCUAAAGCAUACAACACAGAGCCACCCCCUCCUAAAGCAUACAACACAGAGCCACCCCCUCCUAAAGCAUACAACACAGAGCCACCCCCUCCUAAAGCAUACAACACAGAGCCACCCCCUCCUAAAGCAUACAACACAGAGCCACCCCCUCCUAAAGCAUACAACACAGAGCCACCCCCUCCUAAAGCAUACAACACAGAGCCACCCCCUCCUAAAGCAUACAACACAGAGCCACCCCCUCCUAAAGCAUACAACACAGAGCCACCCCCUCCUAAAGCAUACAACACAGAGCCACCCCCUCCUAAAGCAUACAACACAGAGCCACCCCCUCCUAAAGCAUACAACACAGAGCCACCCCCUCCUAAAGCAUACAACACAGAGCCACCCCCUCCUAAAGCAUACAACACAGAGCCACCCCCUCCUAAAGCAUACAACACAGAGCCACCCCCUCCUAAAGCAUACAACACAGAGCCACCCCCUCCUAAAGCAUACAACACAGAGCCACCCCCUCCUAAAGCAUACAACACAGAGCCACCCCCUCCUAAAGCAUACAACACAGAGCCACCCCCUCCUAAAGCAUACAACACAGAGCCACCCCCUCCUAAAGCAUACAACACAGAGCCACCCCCUCCUAAAGCAUACAACACAGAGCCACCCCCUCCUAAAGCAUACAACACAGAGCCACCCCCUCCUAAAGCAUACAACACAGAGCCACCCCCUCCUAAAGCAUACAACACAGAGCCACCCCCUCCUAAAGCAUACAACACAGAGCCACCCCCUCCUAAAGAAUACAACACAGAGCCACCCCCUCCUAAAGCAUACAACACAGAGCCACCCCCUCCUAAAGCAUACAACACAGAGCCACCCCCUCCUAAAGCAUACAACACAGAGCCACCCCCUCCUAAAGCAUACAACACAGAGCCACCCCCUCCUAAAGCAUACAACACAGAGCCACCCCCUCCUAAAGCAUACAACACAGAGCCACCCCCUCCUAAAGCAUACAACAUGGGAGAUCAUUCACGUAUAUCAGAAACAGGAUAG